Messenger RNA from Myxocyprinus asiaticus (Chinese sucker), 2891 nucleotides. Its product is annotated as meteorin-like. The transcript has 4 exons. Lineage: Eukaryota; Metazoa; Chordata; Actinopteri; Cypriniformes; Catostomidae. The coding region runs from base 197 to 1114 and encodes 305 amino acids. Gene Ontology annotation, molecular function: hormone activity. The record is from RefSeq and is a predicted model, not a curated record. Gene Ontology annotation, biological process: glial cell differentiation; positive regulation of axonogenesis.
ACUGGCCAAGCGGUACGGGCUGAUCGACAGAAAGAGAGGGAAACUUUAGUUUAGAAAGGUCAGUCAUUAGACCCUAGAACAGUAUGGAAUCAGUACGUUUUCAGUGGGUCUAAUAAUAGAGUUGGAAAGGCAGGGAAGAGAAGGAAUUUACGCACGCUUCUCUCUGGAUAACUGGAGUGUCCAUUUGCGCGGAGUGAUGGAGAUUUGGGGUUCUUGGGGUUUUGCGGUUUGGAUUUCAUUUCUGACGGGUUUGACUACGGCCAGUUACUCAGAAGACCAGUGCAGCUGGAGAGGAAGUGGUCUUUCUCAGGCGGUGAAAAAUGUGGAGCAGGUUUGGUUGAGGUGUGCAGAGGGCUCAGUUGAGUGGCUGUACCCUGCUGGAGCGUUACGUUUUACUCUUUCACCCCGUCUCCCAUGGUGCGCCAUGGGGCCGGGCGAGUCCAACAGAAGCCCAGUGUCAGCCUGCAUUAAGCAAGAUCCACACUGGGGUGGGGCUCAACUCUACCUGGAGCGAGACGGGGUCCUGGAGCUUCUGGUGGGAGAUGAGGGCGAGACACCCGGCCCUGCCCAUGUGCGCUGCUUCAGUGCCAUGACUGGAGAACGACUGGCCCUCUUCCUUCAGGCAACACCCCACCAGGACAUUAGCAAACGCAUUGCAGCGUUUCGCUACGAGCUGAGAGGUGAUUGGACAAUGCAGUCAAAUCAGCCGUCAGUCAACACGGAUCCAAUCAGCAGCGAAGGAGCUUGCAGACCGUGCAAUAACACUGAGAUUUUGAUGGCUGUGUGCACCAGUGACUUUGUGGUUCGUGGAAAUAUUCGUUCAGUGGAAAAGGACUUGGAUCGUGGGGCAGCAGUGAUCAAAGUGAGCGCUACGCGCGUCUACCGACAAAAGUUUGCACUGUUCCCUGAUAGUGGCCGCCUGACGCGGUCAGGAGAGAUUCGUACACCAUUACAGUGCGGCGUUCGGCCCGGCGCUGGUAGCUUCCUGUUUACUGGGCGUGUGCACUUCGGAGAGGCAUGGCUUGGCUGUGCUCCACGUUAUAAAGACUUCCUGAAGGCAUACGAGCAGGCCAAACAGUCCCUUACGAUCCUUUGCACUCUGGUGAACGACUGAUGGAAUGUAUGAGAAGAAACCAGGUGGACACUUGACUCUGUCACAGAAUUGUUCAUCUGAGAAGAUUUGCCGUGAAAUAAGGAUCCGUCACUCUUUGUGAAAAACUCCUGAUAUUUCUCUAGUGAUUCCCUGGAAAGGACAAGGUUGAGCAGUGAGAAAUGGACAAUGUGAUAUAGAAAGUCACUAGGGAAGAAGUCUCAGUGAAGUUCAUUGGAUCAAGAAGGAUAUCUGAAUAAGGACUUUUGGGGUUUAAUGUGUGUUGAUAUAUCUAAUCGCACUCGUUUAACCCAGAGCGCCCUGAUUUCUCACAAAAGGGGCCCUUAUUUAAACUCAGGAAAUUGUGUCUUUGGACACUUUGGAUAUUUCGAUGAUAUGAUGUUCAUAUCACUAGUCCUCAUGAUGUAGGGGGCACACUCCAAACCCACCUGUGGGUUCAGUGCGUAAAUAAGCUGGACGCAAUACAUGUAGCACAGUCGUUUUUUGCAGUAUUUAAUGCCACCGAAAAACUUUUUGAUUUGUCAUUCUGUACAUGAACAGAGAACAUUUUUAAAACACUUGGUUGAGAUUUUGUUUUGAGAGAAAAUAUAUAUAUAUAUAUAUAUAUAUAUAUAUACACACACUGGUGGCCAAAAGUUUGGAAUAAAUGUACAGAUUUUGCUGGAAAAAUUUUAUGGAAAGAAAUUGGUACUUUUAUUCACCAAAGUGGCAUUCAACUGAUCACAAUGUAUAGUCAGGACAUUAAUAAUGUGAAAAAUUACUAUUACAAUUUGAAAAAAUUAUAAACUACUUCAAAGAGUUUUUAUCAAAAAAUCCUCCACGUUCAGCAAUGACAGCUUUGCAGAUCCUUGUUAUUCUAGCUGUCAGUUUGUCCAGAUACUCAGGUGACAUUUCACCCCACACUUCCUGUAGCACUUGCCAUAGAUGUGACUGUCUUGUCGGGCACUUCUCACGCACCUUACAGUCUAGCUGAUCCCACAAAAGCUCAAUGGGGUUAAGAUCCAUAACACUCUUUUCCAAUUAUCUGUUGUCCAAUGUCUGUGUUUCUUUGCCCACUCUAACAUUUUCUUUUUGUUUUUCUGAUUCAAAAGUGGCUUUUUCUUUGCAGUUCUUCCCAUAAGGCCUGCACUCCUGAGUCUUCUCUUUACUGUUGUACAUGAAACUGGUGUUGAGCGGGUAGAAUUCAAUGAAGCUGUCAGCUGAGGACAUGUGAGGUGUCUAUUUCUCAAACUAGAGACUCUGAUGUACUUAUCCUCUUGUUUAGUUGUACAUCUGGUCUUCCACAUCUCUUUCUGUCCUUGUUAGAGCCAGUUGUUCUUUGUCUUUGAAGACUGUAGUGUACACCUUUGUAUGAAAUCUUCAGUUUUUUGGCAGUUUCAAGCAUUGUAUAGCCUUCAUUCCUCAAAACAAUGAUUGACUGAUGAGUUUCUAGAGAAAGCUGUUUCUUAUUUUGUCAUUUUUGACCUAAUAUUGACCUUAAGACAUGCCAGUCUAUUACAUACUGUGGCAACUCAAAAACAAACACAAAGACAAUGUUAAACUUCAUUUAACGAACCAAAUAGCUUUCAACUGUGUUUGAUAUAAUGGCAAGUGAUUUUCUUGAACCAAAUUAGCAAUUUAGCAUGAUUACUCAAGGAUAAGGUGUUGGAGUGAUGGCUGCUGGAAAUGAUCAAAAAUGACAUUUUUUCAAAUAGUAAUGGUGUUUUUUCACAUCAGUAAUGUCCUGACUUUGCUUUGUGAUCAGUUGAAUGCCACUUUGGUGAAUUAAAGUACCAAUUUC